AUGAGCUCCAAGAUACAUCUGCAACCCGCGCGGGCUCAGGAUCUGCCUAACAUUGCCGAUCUCGCCGCACAGGCCAUGCUGGAGGAUGAACUUUGUGCCUGGUUAUGUCCGCAGAGACAUGAGCACUUUGCGGAUUUUCGCUAUGCGUUUCUCCGUCGGCUCAAGAUGCGGUUCGUCGCUCCAGGGUAUGUGAUGAUGGUCGCAGUGGAACAGCUUGAUGAGGACCCCCACGGGCGAAUUUUCGUGGAACGCAAACUCCUUGACAUAGAAAAUGGAUACUUGUCCUGGGUAUACCCAGAUCGCAGUGUGGAUCCACAUCGACUGGAACACUACAAGACUGCCUCUGCUGCAGUCGACUGCUUCCCCUUCUCUGCUUUUCCCGAGCUGUGGUACCUAGGUCAUUUGGCCGUCGACCCGAAACAUCAACGCCGAGGCAUUGGUCGACAGCUAGUGGAAUGGGGGCUGCAGCAAGCCCGACAAGAGGAAGUAUGUGUGGGACUGGAAGCAAGUAUCAAGGGUACUGGUUUGUACGAAAAGCUGGGCUUCCACACGAUCAAUACAAAAGACUUGACGCCGGAGAUAGCCAUUCAGGCAAUGGUACAAGAGAGUCCACGCUCCUGGUUAUCUGCUCCACGGCCAGACCUUGCAAAUACCUGCGGGUACUUUAAUCAUUCGAUAUUCUAUGUCGCCAUAGCUCAUUAG
Messenger RNA from Penicillium alfredii, 702 nucleotides. RefSeq names its product GNAT family acetyltransferase. Lineage: Eukaryota; Fungi; Ascomycota; Eurotiomycetes; Eurotiales; Aspergillaceae. Bases 1 to 702 code for a protein of 233 amino acids. The transcript has 2 exons. The record is from RefSeq and is a predicted model, not a curated record. Gene Ontology annotation, molecular function: acyltransferase activity, transferring groups other than amino-acyl groups.